Molecule: messenger RNA, 699 nt
Organism: Cantharellus anzutake
Lineage: Eukaryota; Fungi; Basidiomycota; Agaricomycetes; Cantharellales; Hydnaceae
Exons: 3
Coding region: 195-596 (133 amino acids)
Source: RefSeq, a predicted model, not a curated record
ACCCACCCCGAUUCACCUGUAUAAAUGGGCCGGGCCUUAUCUCUGCCUAGUGUACGAGAACCCCGCCCAUUUGGUGAACUCCUUAUUGGAAUAAUGCCGCUGUUCAGCAACGAACCGCGCGGGCGAAGCCAAGAAUUUGAAAACCUUGCAGAUAAGCCGGUACCAUAAACUGCCAUGACUCAAUUGAUAAUCUUAUGAGCAUUCGACAAUUCUUGGCGGCUAUUUUUGCACCCGGUCUGUGUAUUCAAUGCUUGCGUGGCGGUUGUGACCUGCGAGCAGGGCCAAAAAGGGAUCACGUACAGACGGAUUGGAUCAGCGUCGAGUUCGACAAAACUAAAAACAUCAUAGUCAGGACUGGUCAUAGCAACUUGAACUCCACUCAACGGCCAGCGGCGUUGAGUGAGCAAAUUUCCGACUCAACGAUUACGCUCCUGUCCUACAGCAAAGUGCAAAAAAAUCUGCCGGUUUCGAUUCGAACGGCUCAAGCGCCGGGGCAUUCACCCUCGGCAAUCACGGCAAGGGCAGCAACCCUCAGAUCAGUUUAUGACAAUGACGUUGAGUGUUGUGAGGUUCAACGGUGCCAUCGCAGUAUAUAGGAUAUGCGGAAUGACUGUAGGACUAGAGUCGUGUGGCAUCUUAGAUUUUCACCUAUUACCUUUCUUGGUGACAUCCAUGCCAAAGUCAGUGCGCAUUCAUAGC